Molecule: messenger RNA, 1705 nt
Organism: Bemisia tabaci
Lineage: Eukaryota; Metazoa; Arthropoda; Insecta; Hemiptera; Aleyrodidae
Source: RefSeq, a predicted model, not a curated record
UCAAAAUCAGUGUGACAUCUCAGUUCAUAAAAUCAUAGGCUGUGUUCCCUCAUUCAAUAAGUGUAAAAUUAAUCCAAAAUUUGAAGAACGCGGCCGGUUCUACGGAGAGGAGAAUUUUUUUUGUGAAUAACGCUAUCACAAUGUUAAGCGACAUGUGUCGCCUCUCAAUCCCUCAUUUCAUUGAUGUAAUAUAAGAGGACGCGAUCAAAUUUAAGUAAACGAUUAGAUAUUAAACCCAGAUUAACUAUUUUUCCUAGGUGCAUUCUCAUACAGCUCCGAAACAAUACAAGCAAGUGCUCCAAAAUUUUAAACGUUGUUUGGUACUUUCAUCUUCCCUAAACUUGAGGAUAUUUAUUUCAUAAAAGUUCAUCCCAGUGAAUGACUUUUUACCCCCAGAUUGGUUGUGGAUGGUGGACAAAGAAUUGGUGCUUUGCAAGAGCAGUAAAAAUGACAGAGGAUUCACAUCUUUCGUCAGGAGCAAAGUCUUUCGGCACAUUAUUCGAGGAGCAGAAGUCAGAGGAGCCCCUGAAGCCCGUCCCAGUGAAAUACCUUGUGCAGGAUCUGUUGAAAAUAUUACAUAGAGAUAUUCCAGAUUCUCUUUACGCAGAUGGAUUGACUAAAAACGUAAUUUUAUGGCGGAAAAAUGGAAGCAUUCCUGAGGAUCAUGUAAUCUAUGGGCCGUUUGAAGAUCUUAAGUAUGGUGCCUGCGUUAGCAUAUUCAACACGUCGUUCCAGGCGGUUAGUUUCUACUCUCAAGACCCCGAAGACCAUAGGCUGACUGAAGCGUUGCUGAAGACAAAUUUGAUCGAUUGGGGCUCAAAAAAAAUUAGCUGCGUCUUGGACGGUGUGCCAGAAAAGCUAACACCAGUAAUAGAUCGGAUAGUUUCCGAGAAAAACCUAGAGAAGCAUUUCUCUAUCAAAACUCAAUUGUAUUGGAUGGACAAAGAGCGAGCUAGAAAUUUAAAGAUAGAGUGUCCACCAAACAUCACGCUUGAACAACUGACCACUAAACAUGUCGACUACCUAGAUCGCUACUGGCCACACAAAUUUGAGGGCUCAAAACAAUACCUGCAUACCUUACUGGAGCGUAAUUUCAGCCUGGGGGUAUUCCAACCUGGCACACAGCAUCCUAUUGCAUGGGUAGUGUGCAAUCAGGCUUCUGCCAUCGCAAUGCUGUUUACAUUGGAGUCGCAUAGACGGAAAGGCUAUGCACAACUUCUCUGUACUGCGGUGGCUCGCAAGUUAGGGGACAUGGACAUAGACCCCCGUGCGACCGUUUUGGUUGACAACGAACCCUCAAAAAUGCUUUUCAUCUCCCUUGGUUAUACAACUGGUAGUCAUUUUCAUUACAUUGGUCUCAGGAGCAAGCUGAAGAAAAGAGAAUGAAGAUGCACUUCUGAUGCUCCAAAUCCUCACUAUUUCUCAGUGAAAGUGGCGAUUUUGUAAGUUGGCAACUUUGUAUACGUCCUCCAUUUUAAUCCAUUAAAAAUAUCGAUUUUGGGCGAAGCGAGCGGUCUCACCAAGAAUCGAUUGUUUUACAUACAUUUAAAUGGAGGAAAAACGGUGUUGCCAACUUUCAAGAAUCGCCACUGCUUAGUGAUGAAGGGUUAGGAAGGCUUAAAAUCAAAAGAAGAGAAAAAAUCAGUAAAAAGUAGUCUUGUCAAUUUAAAUCCUACAUUGAAUAAUAUACUUCAAUUACUACAUA